This is a messenger RNA of Saccoglossus kowalevskii, 2773 nucleotides long. Its product is annotated as myelin expression factor 2-like. Gene Ontology annotation, cellular component: cytoplasm; nucleus. The record is from RefSeq and is a predicted model, not a curated record. Gene Ontology annotation, molecular function: mRNA binding. NCBI's taxonomy places the organism in Eukaryota, Metazoa, Hemichordata, Enteropneusta, Harrimaniidae.
GGGAACAAACGCAACACACACGCGGAACAAAAUGGAGGAUGAAAUAAGCAAGACAGAUCUUUGCCAAGAAGACCUCUCUUUUGCAGAACAGUUCAACCCUGAUGACAGUGAACAGGUGAAUGGGAAAACCAGGUCAAGAUCCCGGUCACCUCUUAAUCGGUCCAAAGACGGUAGCGGCGACAAGAAGCGUGAGAGGCGGGAUAGUAUGAGAGAUCGUGAUAGAAGGCGAGGUGGCGGCGGUAGUAGAUUUGAAGACAGAGAUCGUGGCCAGAGGAGAGACAACCGAGAUAGAAAUAAGACCAGACAACGAGGACCAAAUCGUGUAUUUAUUAGCAAUGUACCAUACGAGUUGAAAUGGCAAGAAAUAAAGGAUUUAUUCAGAGACAAAGUUGGUGAAGUUACAUAUGUAGAACUCUUUCUUGAUGAUGAAGGAAAAUCUAAGGGAUGUGGUGUUAUUGAGUUUAAAGACAAAGAAACUGUGGACAAAGCUGUUGAUACAAUGCAUAAACAUGAAUUGCGUGGACGAGGCAUUGUUGUAAAGGAGGAUACUGAUGGAAAAUUUAGCAACAAAUAUUCAAGGCAGGAUCGUAGAGACGGCAAUGGAAGAGGUGGUGGAAUGGGUGGUGGUGGAGGAAUGGGGGGCGGUGGUGGUUAUGGUGGCAUGCGAGGCGGCGGUGGAGGGGGAAAUGAUAUGAUGCUGAAUCCUCAGAUCCUCCAACAACUUGGCUUACAAAGGCAUGAAGUCUCCAAUACCAUAUUUGUAUCUAAUCUUGAUUACAAAGUAACGUGGCAGAAGCUGAAAGAUAUAUUUCGAAUGGCUGGCAAUGUGGUAAGGGCCGACAUCAAGACAGACAGAGAAGGAAAAAGUCGUGGUAUGGCUACUAUCCAGUUUGAUACACCGAUGGAAGCCGUACAAGCUCUGUCCAUGUUCAAUGGGCAGAAUCUAUUUGAAAGACCAAUGCGACUAAGAAUGGAUAAAUUGAAAGUCGAAGAUCAGGAUCUCGGCCCACCACUUCCAAGUGGUCUGAGUGGUAUUGGACCCACACUUGGAGAACUUGCGACUGUUGGUGGUAGCUCUAGCCAAAUGAGUAGCCUUGGUAUGGGCACUGGUGGAUUGGGCAGUAUGGGAGGAGGGGGAAUGGGCAUGGGUGGUGGUGGAAUGGGCAUGGGCGGCGGAGGCAUGGGCAUGAGCAGUGGAAUGGGCAUGGGAGGUGGUAUGGGUUCUGGUAUGGGAGGGAUGGGCGGUAUGGGAGGAGGUGGUAUGGGAGGAAUGGGUGGCACUGGACUAAGCGGCAUGGGAGGUAUGGGAGCGAGUGGAAUGGAUAUGAGUUCCAGCUUGGGAAUGGGCAGCUCUGGCGGCAUGGGAUUUGGCACUGAUUUGAGCAGUAUGGGUAAUUAUGGUAGCGGAGGUGGAUCCAACUACGGUGGUGGUUACGGCAGCGGUAUGGGUGGUGGUGGUGGUGGUGGAAGUGGUUAUGGCAGCAAUAUGGGCCUUGGAUUUGGUAGUGAUGAUGGCCAGGGAGGCAGGAAUAUGGACUCACAAAUUUUUGUAAGAAAUCUACCUUUCACGUACACAUGGCAGAUGCUUAAAGACAAGUUCCGAGAAUUUGGUCGUGUAAUGUAUGCUGAGAUAAAAAUGGAGAACGGACGAUCUAAAGGUUACGGCUCAGUGAGGUUUGAAUCUCCAGAAUCUGCCCGCACAGCUAUUAAUAUGAUGAAUGGUAGCGUACUAGAUGGACGUACAAUAUCAGUUCGAAUGGAUAAGGUGUAAUAUUCCGCACAUUCCUGCAUUGUCUUGCUGACACUUGUUGAUAUUCAUGGUUCUUGUAAAGGACUUUGUUUUCUUAUGAAUCCCUGCAAUGCCAACAUUGCUGAGAGUUGGUUUUGUCUGAACUGUUCAUAGGUUUUAUUCUCUUCAUCAUUUCUUUAGCAUUGUCAUUAUGUUAUGAUGGUUGAUCAGACAGAGUUGCGUUUCCGGUACCAUUUUCAAAGGUUAAAAGUAGAUGCACUUAUAUCAUGUAUAAAUAUGGGAACUGCCAGCUAUUUUUUUUAAACCUCUAUGUUGAUUCUGUCACAUGUAUAGUUUGUUUAUAGAGCAAUUUCUCACCUUGUGAUUGUUGUGAAAAGCAUAUUUUGGACUUUGACUCAUUGUUCAUCAGUUAGCAUUAUUCGCUCAUUUAAACACAGUGCUGUAAAGAAAAUCUUAGAAUAGUUGGCGUCAGUUGUUUUGAAGAACUGUACUGACCUUCUCAAUUGUUGUAAUGGAUGAAAUAAUUGUGAAGAUUUGUUACUGUGUUCAAAUUUUAAGCUUCACUCGCAGGUUUGUAAACUUGUGGAGAACAAUUGUCAAUUGACGACUUCAAGCUGCAGCUCCCGGACACUCUGUACAUCAGAACAGUUGGACUUCUGCUAUGAAUUGAACUGUACAUUCAUUGGUUGAGGUUUUUUUUUAUAGGAAUGUUCAUGCUUGAAUCAUGUAAUGUAUUGGUGAACAAUUUAGUUGCAUUGGUUAAUUCUUAAAGAAUCCAUUGUAUGCUUAUCGUUGAGGUCCAAAAUGUGACUGUUAAAAGUAAUGCUAUCGUAUACAAGGGGGUGGGAUGUGUACUGCUGCAGUUUUAAAGACUACCAUCUUGGAAUUGUGGACAAUUUGUUUAUUUUUCUCGUGAAUUUUGUAAGUCAGUGAUAUAUUUUUUUCAUGUUACUCCUAUUUCUUGUGAUUUUAAGAUUAUCAUGAUGGAUAAAUAAAAUUAGUACUGGUAUUUGUUGAAAAAAA